Molecule: messenger RNA, 1581 nt
Organism: Amyelois transitella
Lineage: Eukaryota; Metazoa; Arthropoda; Insecta; Lepidoptera; Pyralidae
Product: zinc finger protein 84-like
Exons: 4
Coding region: 1-1581 (526 amino acids)
Biological process (GO): regulation of transcription by RNA polymerase II
Cellular component (GO): nucleus
Molecular function (GO): RNA polymerase II cis-regulatory region sequence-specific DNA binding; DNA-binding transcription factor activity, RNA polymerase II-specific
Source: RefSeq, a predicted model, not a curated record
AUGGACGGUGUUGGUCAGGGCGGACCUCUGCCCGGCUUUGACGUUGAUACUGCGUCAGCUGACACAUCGGGAGCUGACAAACGGCAACCAGGUGCAGGAAGUACAACCAACAGGACACAGCGCGAGUCUCGACGAGAGUCAGCGUCACGGAGUGGUCAGGGUCCACUCCAAUGUGAUGUUUGUGAUAGACGUUUUAAAUUUAAAUCAGAUUUUGACCGACAUUAUAGAACUCACACUGGCGAAAAACCUUAUGAAUGUUACGUGUGUCAACGCAGAUUUAAUGAGAGGAGUAAGUUAAAAAGACACCUUAGAACUCAUACUGGUGAAAAACCUUAUGAAUGUGACGUGUGUCAACGUCGAUUUAAUGUAAAGAGUAAUUUAUUAAAACACCGUAGAACUCACACUGGCGCAAAACCUUAUGAAUGUAACGUGUCUCACCGCAGAUUUAAUACGAGGAGUAGUUUAAAAAGACACGUUAGAACUCAUAUUGGUGAAAAACCUUAUGAAUGUGACGUGUGUCAACAUCGAUUUGUUCAGAAGAGUGAUUUAACAAAACACAGGAGAACUCACACUGGCGAAAAACCUUAUGAAUGUGACGUGUGUCAACGCAGAUUUAAUGAGAGGAGUAAGUUAAAAAGACACCUUAGAACUCAUACUGGUGAAAAACCUUAUGAAUGUGACGUGUGUCAACGCGGAUUUAAUGAGAGGAGUAAGUUAAAAAGACACCUUAGAACUCAUACUGGUGAAAAACCUUAUAAAUGUGAUGUGUGUCAACUCAGAUUUAAUGAGAGGAGUAAGUUAAAAAGACACCUUAGAACUCAUACUGGUGAAAAACCUUAUGAAUGUGACGUGUGUCAACGCAGAUUUAAUGAGAGGAGUAAGUUAAAAAGACACCUUAGAACUCAUACUGGUGAAAAACCUUAUAAAUGUGACGUGUGUCAACUCAGAUUUAAUGAGAGGAGUAAGUUAAAAAGACACCUUAGAACUCAUACUGGUGAAAAACCUUAUGAAUGUGACGUGUGUCAACGUCGAUUUAAGUCGGCUGAUUUAUCACAGAUACUGCGUCAGCUGACACAUCGGGAGCUGACAAACGGCAACCAGGUGCAAGAAGUACAACCAACAGGACACAGCGCGAGUCUCGACGAGAGUCAAGGUCACGGAGUGGUCAGGGUCCACUCCAAUGUGAUACAUUAUAGAACUCACACUGGCGAAAAGCCUAAUGAAUGUGACGUGUGUCAACGCAGAUUUAAUGAGAGGAGUAAGUUAAAAAGACACAUUAGAACUCAUACUGGUGAAAAACCUUAUGAAUGUGACGUGUGUCAAUGUCGAUUUGUUCAGAAGAGUAAUUUAACAAAUCACAGGAAAACUCACACUGGCGACAAAUCUUAUGAAUGUGACGUGUGUCAACGUCGAUUUGUUCAGAAGAGUAAUUUAACAAAUCACAGGAGAACUCACACUGGCGAAAAACCUUAUGAAUGUGACGUGUGUCAACGCGGAUUUGUUCAGAAGGGUGCUUUAACAAAUCACAGGAGAACUCACACUGGCGAAAAACCUUAUGAAUGUGACCCAAUGUCGAUUUAA